Messenger RNA from Nymphaea colorata (pocket water lily), 1307 nucleotides. Its product is annotated as calmodulin-like protein 3. The record is from RefSeq and is a predicted model, not a curated record. The coding region runs from base 255 to 872 and encodes 205 amino acids. Gene Ontology annotation, molecular function: calcium ion binding. Lineage: Eukaryota; Viridiplantae; Streptophyta; Magnoliopsida; Nymphaeales; Nymphaeaceae. The transcript has a single exon.
AGCGGACCGUUUCCACAGCUGCUCAAACCGCGUCCUUCUACCUUCUUCUUCCCCAUUUCAACGCCUCUCUCUCUCUCUUCCCCUCUGGUUCUUCUAUUUAGGGGACUCCCCAUUAACCGCCCACCACUAAAUUUGGCUUCUCUCCCUCUGUUUCUAACCCUCCAGAUUUUUCUUUGCUUUUGGCGCCGCAUAUAGGGAUCUGGGUACUGAAGCCAGCGUUGAUUUAGGGAGUUUGUAGCCAAAUUUGGCGAAGGAUGUUAACCAUCUUCCACAUCUACAAUGGCGUUUUCCUUCUUUGCCAGCUUCUUAACUCCUUUCUGCGCCGAUUCGGCCCGAAGAGUUGCUCCUCUUGGCUUCCCCUCUCGUGGUUCCGUCCCCCGAGCACCCCGGAGCCUCAUAUGUCGGAGACGCCGUCGCAGAUGGACCCCGCGGAGCUGCGCCGGGUGUUCCAGAUGUUCGACCGGAACGGCGACGGCCGGAUCACGAAGCGGGAGCUGAGCGACUCCCUGGAGAACCUCGGCAUCUUCAUCCCCGAGAAGGACCUGGUGGCGAUGAUCGAGAAGAUAGACGUGAACGGGGACGGGUGCGUGGACAUCGACGAGUUCGGGGUGCUGUACCAGACGAUCAUGGACGAGAAGGACGAGGAGGAGGACAUGAGGGAGGCGUUCAAUGUGUUCGACCAGAACGGGGAUGGCUUCAUAACGGUGGAGGAGCUGCGGUCGGUGUUGUCGUCGUUGGGGUUGAAACAGGGGAGGACGGUGGAGGAUUGCAAGAAGAUGAUCAGGAAGGUGGACGCCGACGGCGACGGGAUGGUGAACUACAAGGAGUUUAAACAGAUGAUGAAGGGUGGCGGUUUUGCUGCAUUGACUUGAAAAACUUGGGAAGUUGAGAGAACGAGGGACAGGGACAGACAGAAGAGAGAGAGAGAGAGAGAGAGAGGUUAGGGAAUUGUAAUGGCCUUGAUUAUUUUCAUUUUUUGAUUGGUUAAACUUCGAGAAUGAGGAUGGUUCAGAUGAUGAUGACAAUGAGAAAGUCUGUAAAUAUUUUUGAAUACUUUUUCAAAACUGUUGACAACUUCAAAGAUGCUUAGAUCUGUGGAAGUUGGUAGUUGGUAUUCUCUCUCUCUAUUCAAGAGAAUUACUUCCAACAAAUGGAUCAUUUGUUGUAAAAAUCUCAUUCUCCUAAAGAUCUUGGCAGGCAUUCUGUAAUCUGGUUUAUUGUAUCUAUCUUUUGAUCGGUUCUUGUCUAUCAAGACGACGACCAUCGGAGUUUGAAAAAUUUGCAGUGACAGACAUUGUGCUUGGGAA